This is a messenger RNA of Penicillium roqueforti, 1536 nucleotides long. Its product is annotated as glycoside hydrolase family 71 protein. Gene Ontology annotation, biological process: mating projection tip cell wall disassembly. The record is from RefSeq and is a predicted model, not a curated record. The transcript is spliced from 6 exons. Gene Ontology annotation, molecular function: glucan endo-1,3-alpha-glucosidase activity. The coding region runs from base 1 to 1536 and encodes 511 amino acids. NCBI's taxonomy places the organism in Eukaryota, Fungi, Ascomycota, Eurotiomycetes, Eurotiales, Aspergillaceae.
AUGACGAAGAUACGGUUCAUUCUGGGUGUGAUUACUUUACUAUCUACUCUAGUUCAUGCUGCGUCUACGGGAAAUUACCACAUACCUCGUGUCAGAAGACAGUCGACAGACCGACUCGUAUUUGCUCACUUUAUGAUUGGAAUUGUGAGCAACAGAAAGAGCGCGUCAGACUUUGACGAUGACAUGAAGCGGGCCAAGUCUCUGGGAAUUGACGCAUUCGCUCUGAACAUUGGCGUGGACCCCUACACUGACCAACAACUUCAACUGGCAUACGAAUCGGCUGCCAACAAUGACAUGAAAGUCUUCCUAUCAUUCGAUUUCAACUGGUGGCAUAUUGAACAGGCUACUGAAAUUGGCCAGAAGAUUGCCCAGUAUGGUACCAAACCUGCGCAACUUAUCGUCGAUGACAAGGUGUUUGUUUCAUCAUUCGCCGGCGAUGGACUGGAUGUUGCAGCUUUGCGAGCCGCAGUGGGAAGAUCAAUAUUUUUCGCACCCAAUUUCCAUCCAUCUACUGGAACAGACAUCUCGCCAGUUGACGGGCUAUUGAACUGGAUGGCCUGGCCAAACAACGGAAAUAACAAAGCCCCAACUCCAGGUCACAAUAUUUCUGUAGCCGACGGAGAUGAUGAAUACGUCAACGCCCUUGGCGGAAAAGCUUAUAUUGCCCCUGUAUCCCCGUGGUUUUUCACGCAUUUCGGACCAGAGGUUUCUUAUAGCAAGAAUUGGAACUUCCCAUCUGAUCUCCUAUGGUUUAACAGAUGGAAUGAGAUUCUUGCGUUGAAACCGAGAUUUAUCGAGAUUGUGACAUGGAAUGACUAUGGAGAGUCUCAUUACAUUGGUCCUUUGAACUCACCACAUACUGACGACGGGGCCUCAAAAUGGGUCAAUGACAUGCCUCAUGACGGGUGGCUUGACAUUUCGAAACCAUAUAUCGCUGCGUUCAAAGCAGGCCAGUCGUCCCCCGACAACCAUAUAUCAUCUGAUGAGCUGGUGUACUGGUAUCGACCUGCACCACGUGGGGUGGACUGCGACUCUACGGAUACUUGCAUGGUACCAGCAAACAAUGGGAGUGGAAACUAUUUCAUGGGUCGUCCGGAUGGCUGGGAGUCCAUGGCGGAUUCUGUCUUCGUUGUUUCGUUGCUUACAUCCCCAGCCACGGUGCAGGUCAAUAGCGGCGGGACUGUCUAUAAUUACGACGCACCAGCAGGUGCAAGUGCAAAGGAGGUGCCGAUGGGAGUUGGCUCGCAAAGCUUUACGGUAAUUCGUGAUGGGCAAACUAUUCUGUCAGGGACCAGUUUGAAGGAGAUUAUCAAUGACUGCGUGUGUGGUCUGUAUAACUUCAACGCCUAUGUCGGAACCCUUCCUGCGGGAUUUGAUGAUCCCCUCCAGCAAGAUGGACUCUCGGCCUUUACACAGGGCUUGCGUAUCCAUACAUGUCAACCGACUCCCUCAUUAGGCACAGUACCCCCAGCUCCCCCAUCUUCAAACUCUCAGUCCAUCACCUUCUACUCCUCCAAACGGUGGCAGUGGAGAUAA